GCCCGGAAGCGCGGGUGGCGCCGCGGCCUCAGGGCGGCUCCGGGAGGGCCGGGCCGGGCCGGGCGGACCGAGGGAGCCCCGGGAGCGGCGUGAGAUCUUUGAAAUACCACCAAGACUUGGUCACCAGGGGGUGGAUUGCUGAGGAUACGGCUCUGCCCUCUGCACUCAGGACAUGUAUGGCUGAAGGGCUCAGCCCCUUCCCUGGCUGCAGGGCAGCGCUGUUCUCCUUCCCACCAUGUGACCUGGCACACCUGCACAGCAAAUAGCUCCCUUUUUCAAAGAAUGAGCACAUGCCGAUGGUGCACGCAGAGUGGUGCUGACAGCACCGAUUUCCUGAAGCACUAUGCUACUCAAAGGCUGUCCCAGGAAGAUUUUGAAGGAUCCAAUGAUGAUCUCUGUUACUGCCUGGAGUGUGUGGUUGAAUACCACAAAGCGAGGGAAGAAUGUCCAAGGUUGCAUAAGGAUUUGUGGGACUUGGAAACCUCCCGCCUUGUUGCCCACAUGGAGAAAUCCAUGCAUGAAGAAAUGGGAGAAGAUGAUGAGUUGUUCCUGGUAGAUGAGAAUGGGGAGACACGUCUGUCUGGUUAUUUGGGCCCAAAUUUUGAGAACAACCUGCGAGUGCCCCUGCUGGAAAUACUGAAAUACCCAUAUCUGCUACUGCAUGAGAAAGUCAGUGAGCUGUGUGUAGAAGUGCUCUGUAGAAUGGAACUAAGUCAUGACUCCUUUCAGGUCUUUGAGAAAUACCCAGGAAUUUAUCUCUUUUUGGUACACCCAAAUGAGGUGAUUCGUCGAUGGGCCAUCCUAACAGCAAGGAAUUUAGGGAAGGUUGACAGGGAUGAUUACUAUGAUUUAGAGGAAGUGCUCACUUGUUUGUUCAAAGUUAUUGAGUUGGGGCUUUUUGAGAAUCCAGAUAUUUACAGCUCUUCAAUGUUUGAAAAGGGUAAACUCAUCCUUCUGCCAGCUCAUUUGUAUGAUACAUCCAACUACAAGAACUAUUGGCUGGGAAUUUGCAUGUUGCUGUCGGUGCUGGAAGAACAAGCUAUGGACUCUUUGUUACUGGGCCCAGCCAAACAAAAUGAUUUCAUGCAGUCCAUCCUUCACACUAUGGAGAAAGAAGCAGAUGAUGAUUCCACUGAYCCUUUCUGGCCUGCCCUGCACUGUUUCAUGGUUAUUUUGGAUCAGCUCGGAUCUAAAGUUUGGGGUCAGCUCAUUGAUCCUGUCCAAGCCUUUCAAACAAUAAUCAACAGUGUGAGCUACAACAAUGAAAUCAAAAAUAUUCGCUGUAGCUUUAGGAGGUCAAAAUCUGAACCAGAGUCAGACUACAGUGAUGACAUGAUUUCUUGCAGUCAGAUUGUGUAUAAUUAUAACACAGAAAAGCCUCAAAAGGACACUGGCUGGAAGGCUGCCAUUUGCCCAGAGUACUGCCCCAACAUGUAUGAAGAUAUGCAGACCCUGGCUAACAUGCUUCAGUCUGACAUUGGCAGAGACAUGCGUGUCCAUCACAGCACAUUCCUCUGGUUCAUCCCUUUUGUCCAGUCCCUCAUGGAUCUCAAGGACUUGGGUGUAGCWUACAUAGUAGAGGUCAUCCACUACCUCUGCUCGGAAAUCAAAGAUAUCCUCAUCGAAAGAAUCCAGCAGUGCGACAAAAUCUCCGAGUUCUUCCUCCUCAUCUUGGUGUCCAUCGUUGAACUACACAGAAAUAAGAAUUGCCUGCAUUUGCUGUGGAUCAGCUCCCAGGAGUGGGUGGAGGCAGUGGUGAGGUGUGCCACCCUUCCAAGCAGAGCCUUCACGCGGUGCAGCGAGAAGGCGCUGGGGCAGUGUGUGAAGGGCUCGGCAGCAGGAUCUUCCCAAGCACCCAGCUCGGUGCAGCAUGCCUGCGUGCAGCUCAUCCGCAGCCUGCUCAAGGAGGGCUACCAGAUCGGCCAGCACGCCCUGUGCAAGCAGUACCUGGACAAGCUCAGCCYCCUGCGGGGAAAUCGAGCUAUGGGAUGGCAGCUGAGCAGCCAGGAAACGCAGGAGCUGCAAAUGUGUUUAAAGCAGGUUAUAAGAAACAUCAAGGGCAAAGCAUUGAGCGCCUCUUUGGUUAGAGGAAGCAGUUCAAGUUCUACAGCUUUGCCAACCAUCUCUGUAAAGCAGGAGAGGAAUGCGUGUGAUGAUGGAUACAAGGCGAGUGGACAUGAGAGAGAGGACCUUCAUUCACCAUUUGUCCCGUCUAAGGAAUACAGAGAUUGUCAGGAGAACUCUGUCCAUAGGAGAAAGAAUUCCUGGGAAGGGGAAUGUAGAGACGCAUCUAGAAGUUCAACAUCUUGCACAUCCACAGAAGGCCUCUUGAUGAAUAUUAAAAAGGAACCCGAUGACUUGGCAGCUCAGGAGUAUACCUUCCCACAGAACUUUUUGGCAGCUAAAAUAGGUGGGAAGGUUCAGGAAAAUAGGAACUGUGAUCUUGUGGCAGGGAAGUGCAAUACGGAUGAUCAGUGCUUUAAUUCAAAUGCCCAGCAUUUGGAUUUGAGGAAAGGCAGAGAACUAGAAAUCAAACGUGAAGCAGAACCCGGAGAACCACCAUGUCUGUCUGCUCAAACUCAUCUUGAUUCUUGCAAUUCCUUGAAGAUGAAAAGUAUGCAGGAGACAAAUGUAAACAGUGUGUUCCAGUGCAGACUGGUCCCCAAUAAACAGGUGUCCAAAGAAGCACUACUAGAUUGCUCUAACUCUUCUAGAAAUGAGCCUGGUGUGCAGGGGAAGGAAGAUGACAGUACUUUGCAUUUAGGGCAUAAUGACACCUCACUGAAAAAGAUACCAACAGAAGAAAAAUCAGGUUCAUUGUUGUCUUUCUUUAGGARAAACGCUAACAUGCAAACUUCAAACCAGGAGCAGACUAAUUUAAAUGAUUUGGAUAAAUAUGACUGCAAAAAUCAAAUUCCGGACRCCUUUUGUAGGGAUAAAAUUUCAGCAUGUGGUUAUUUUCCAUUUAGCUCUGAAAACAAGAGGGAUACAAUCAGRCCACUGUCAGUGAAGCGUGAAUCAAGUGACAGGUUGUUUGAGUUUUCAGAAUAUUUCAAGAGGGAAAACAGUUCAGURGGGAAGAAGGAGGAGGAUUUUGUGAAAACGGUUUCUGAAGAUGAUACUUUAUCUGACUCCCAGGUUGAUAGAGAUCUCAGUAAAUUAUCUUUAGCUGCUUAUGCCAAAAGUGUCAAUUUUUCUCUUGCRUCCAGCCAGGAAAGCUCAGUGCACCCCAAUGUGUCUGAUGUUAAAAGGAAAGUGAAAGGUACUGUAAGAUCUUCUGAGGGCCAAAGUACCAGGUAUCCCUGUGGUGCAGAUCGCCUAAGCAAUCAAGUAAUUGUAAUUUCAGACUCUUCUGAUGAGGAAAAAAGUGUGCCUGAGAAGGAGGAAACAAAAACCAAGAAUGAAAAUAUGUGUGCAGAGCAGUCUUCAACUUCCAGCAGCAUUUCUGAUAGUGGCACUAAAACAGAAUCUAAGUCUCCAGACUCUCCUGUGUUACUGGAUGACUGUGAUUCUCAGUACUUUGAAUUUGAAACAGAAGCUGAGGUUUUUUCGGCUUGGCAGGAUACUCAAGCGUAUGCUAUGGAAGCAACCCAGGAGUAUAAACAAGAUAAUGUUUCACCAGCAGAUGAGAGAAGUAAUUCAGAUGACUUCCUGGAAGACAAUUUAAAUUAUUUGGGUUAUGAUCUGGAUUAUUUAAGUGAUGACGCAAUGGAUGAAGCAGAAAGCUCCACGGAAAAGCAGACGGAAGAUGCUUCUCAUCAGAAAAAUGCUGAUGAAACAAAAGAAGCGACUAAUUCAGCAUUGCAGGAGUCAGUUAGCAAGGAAGAUGCAAAAGGACUGGAGAAAUGUGCAGACAAAGGUACUGCUAAAGGCUUCACCCCGGACUCAAAAUUGCCUGAAGCCAGAACAUCUACAUCUCCCAUCACCCUGGACUCAAAACUGCCUGAGCCCAGAACAUCUACCUCUCCCAUAUCAUUAGCUUCAAAGUUGGCCCUUAAGAAAAACAGCACAAGCCCACGGAAGACCACAGCAAAAUGUAAAUCAGCACCRGCUGUUCAGAGAAGUCCUAAAAAGCCUCCUGUUGUUAAAACAGCCAAAUAUAAAACUCCUCUUCAAAGCAUGGCAGAACGUUCUCAGCCUGGCAGGUCAAUGCCUGCUGUGGUUCCUCCAAGGAAAGUUCGGCAGAGUCCUGCUCCAACAUCAACUGCAGAAAAGCUGGGCCUGAAGAAAGGCCCCCGCAAAGCGUUCGAUUUGUCCCAGCCCUCCCUGGAGAGCCUGGCUCAGCUGCGCAGCCAUGGCAAAGCUGCAGGCAGAAUUGGAGUGACACAGAAAAAGAGGACCAAACUCACUGAGGCCCAGCGUUUGUCUGUAAAACAUCAUAAAAAACUGCUCAUCUGCCAAGAGCGUUCGUAUUCAAGGCAGAUAAGGCCCAAAAGUAGUGUGAAAAAUUCUGCAGGAAGUUCAGAGAUCAGAAACAAAGUUACCAAAGCCUGCACAAAACCUAUGGAGCAAAAGCCUCAAAGUUUUGAAUUGGCAUCUAUUAAAGAAUCUGUWGAGAAUCAAAGGGAGAAAAAAAGAGAAGACACUGUUUGUCCCUCUGCCAGUGAGAGAAAAUUGGAGAAGCUCUCUGUGGAGGAAGUGGCAAGUGCCUCUAAAAUGCCUCUCUCUUCAGAAUGGAACAGAARAUGGGAGGAUACCAGUGUGGUGGUUCCUUCUGUCCCUAUGGAUUCAAUCUCUUYCACAGCACUUGGAGAUAAUAAAGAUGCGUCUUCAGGAAAAGAUUGCMCUGCCCUGCCUGAGUGUGAGAUGAAAAGUUCAAAACAAAAUGGGUGUAAAUUCGAUGAAAACAGUGAUGAAGAUGAUGAUAAUCUGUUUUUAACUCAGUUAGACCCUGUGGAUAUGGAGUUAUGUUCUCAGGAGGAAAGUAUUCAAAAUGAUGCUACAGGUAGUAAGAACCCAGAGGAAAUGGAUGUUGGUGAAAGCCUUCAGCAGAAUGAGCCCUCAGCUGUUGUGAAAUGUCAGUACAAAGACUGUAUGGAAAAGGUGGGAAAACCUGGAGAACACUGCAGUAAACAUACAGCCACYAGCUCAGGGGCAGAUCACGUGUUUGCCAAGCCUUCUCUUCCRCCACCYAAARUAAGAAAACCUUCCACCACCAAAAUUUUCAGCACARCAAGUUCUUCACGGAACGCMGCCUUCAGCAGAGAUCUSGAAGAUGUUCGGAAGUUACCUCCACCUUCAAAAAGCAAAGUGAAUGCAGCCAAACCAGUGCUGGUCAGGCCACCACCACAUCCAAGGACUGCACCAGUAGGAAAUCCAACGUGCAAAUCUACAAGUGUCAGUAAGGUCCCUCAACCCCUUAGUUCCAGUAAUGUUCUCCAGCCACAAAACAGAUACUAUGACAAUAUUUCAAAUAUUUCCAGAGGGCCAGGCCGAGAAACCUACUCAUCCUUUCUUGGYGCUCAGCAGCGUGAUUACAGCAUUUUUGUUAAUCAAGUCCUAAAGUGGACUUACGAAAUGUUUGCAAACUUUGUCUACUUUGGAACUCCAAAUAAUCUUCUGCAGUCCAUAGUAGCCUCUGUUCCCGUCCAAUUUCAGGGCUACAAUGACUAUUUUAAUACCUUUUUCCCCUUGAUGAUGCUCAACGCCUUUGAAACACUGGCACAAGAAUGGGUAGAAAACCAGAAAGUAAGAGAGAAAAGUUACUGCUUCUACUUACAGAACUUUUCUGCUGAUAUGAAUACAGCACAUUUUACAGCUCAUUUACGAGASAGUGAUUUGGCAAGGCAACUUCAUCCAAAGGAGGAUGACUUAAUCCUUUUGGUGGUCCACAAGGAGAAAGACACCUUUGGGGAAGAAAGUGGGACAGAGAACCACAUAGUAAAUCAUGUUGGCCUCGUGACACGAUUUUCUCGUGCAUCUGGCUAUCCAAAUAGACAAAAGGAGCAGCAAACUGCCUGUCAUCUUACUGUGCAAACCCGAGGCAAUUUGUCAUUCUUCAUCCACAAGCAAGUGAAGUGUGUAGUGGUUGGCUCCCUGGUGACCACACACAGAGAGUUUAAAGGUCUUCUGCUGCUGAGCAGAAGCCCCCUGGCUAAACCCAUCAUAAAUCCAAGUUACAAUGACUUCUGCCCCAGAGACCUGCCUGUAACCUCAGGAAGCGCUGYUUCAUAUAUGAAUGAAUACAAUGAAGAUCAAAAGAGAGCCAUUGAGACAGCUUAUGCCAUGCUAAAGCAGCACCCAGGGCUUCCCAAGAUCUGCCUUAUCCAUGGACCACCUGGGACAGGGAAAUCAAAAACUAUUGUAGGACUUCUGUCCCGUGUUUUGAGAGAAAACACCAGGAAUGAGAAAACAGCUUGGAAAAGAAAUUCCAAGAUUAAGCCAAACCGUUUUCUAGUUUGUGCGCCAUCAAACGCUGCUGUUGAYGAACUCAUGAAAAAGAUCAUCGUUGCAUUUAAGGAAAAAUGUCAGAACAAACAGGAGCCUUUGGGAAAUUGUGGUGAUAUCAAAUUAGUGCGACUUGGUGCUGAAAAAUCAAUCAACAAUGAAGUCCGGGCGUUCAGCCUUGAUAAGCAAGUUGAACACAGAAUGAAACGAAAGCCAGGUGACUGUGACCAGGAUAUUCAGAAGAAGAAAGAAGCCCUGGAUCAGAAGCUGGACAUGCUGUCUCGAGAGCGUGCCAUGCACAGAUGUGAAAAGAGAGAGAGUCAAAUGUUAAAUGAUGAAAUUAGCAGACUUGCAAAGGAGAGACAACAGCUGGCUUCUCAGCUAAAGGAGGUUCGGGGGCACUCCCAGAAAGUGCAGGCAGACAUCAUCCUGGAGUCUGACAUCAUCUGCUGCACGCUGAGCACCAGCGGGGGGAGCCUGCUGGAAUCGGUUUUCUCCCGGCAGGGGCUCGAUCCCUUCAGCUGUGUCAUCGUGGAUGAGGCAGGGCAGUCCUGUGAGGUUGAAACACUGAUUCCACUGAUCCAUCGCUGCAAUAAACUUGUCCUUGUUGGAGAUCCCAAACAGCUCCCUCCKACUGUCAAAUCAGUAAAAGCUCAGCAGUAUGGCUACGACCAGUCCUUGAUGGCCCGUCUGCAGAGGCACCUGGAGGAGCAAGUGCAGAGGAACRUUCUGCACAGCCUGCCCGUGGUGCAGCUGACCGUGCAGUACAGGAUGCACCCAGACAUCUGCCUCUUCCCAUCCAACUAUGUUUAUGGCAGGACCCUAAAGACUGCCAAAGCAAUAGAAGAGAACAGAUGUUCUUCAGAGUGGCCAUUCCAGCCCUACCUCAUUUUUGAUGUAGCUGAUGGUCGUGAGGAGCGAGACCACGACUCUUACAGUAAUCCUCGGGAAGUGAAGCUGGUGAUGGAGUUAAUAAGAACAAUUAAAGAAAAAAGGAACGAUCUGGGCCUUCGUCGCAUUGGAAUAAUCACCCCUUACAGUGCACAGAAAAAGAGAAUUCAGGGACAGCUGGACAGUGUGUUUAAGAAUAACAGCCCAGGAGAAGUGGACACAGUGGAUGCAUUCCAGGGACGGGAGAAGGAUUGCAUCAUUGUGUCCUGUGUCCGGGCAAACAGCUCCGAAGGCUCCACUGUGGCUUAUGUCCAGGCAAACAGCUCCAAAGGAUCCAUUGGGUUUCUGGCGAGCCUCCAGCGACUGAAUGUCACCAUCACCCGAGCCCGGUUCAGCCUCUUCAUCCUGGGCCGGCUGCAGACUCUCAUGGAAGAUAAAAACUGGAAUCACUUGAUUCAGGAUGCUCAGAAAAGAGGGGCCAUUAUCAGGACAACAGAAAAAAAUUACAAGAAAGAGGCUCUGAGGAUUUUGAAGCUCAGGCCACCAGGACAGCCCCCAGCCAAAGGAGGGACGAUGACAUCUCCUGCAGUGCAGGCUGCUKCUUCCAGUGGCAAGAGGGUUGAGCCUGGAAAUCCUGGGAACAGCCCACGGGAAUGUACUGUUGGCCCUGGCCAUGCAGUGCCCCAAGCAAGCCGAGAGCCUGCACAGCCUCCAGGGGCUCCAGCUGCAGAUUCCAGAAGGGGCAAUGUCCCUGUGCCUGUGGGAGCUCCAGCUGCAGAUUCCAGAAGGAGCAGUGCCCCCGUGCCUGGGGGAGCUCCAGCUGCAGAGUUCAGGAGGGCCAGUGCCCCUGCACCCUUGGGGGCUGCAGCACUUGCUGCCCUCCCAGAGAAGCCACGGGACCCGAGGCUGGCRAGCCUGGCCAGUCGAAUUGAAGCCAAAGGGAAGGAGCAGCCCUUGAAGGACGGCCCUCGGUCAGCCCAGAGCAAUCCAGGAUCAGCAGCACAGCAAGGCCUGGACRUGUCCUCAGCUGCCAGGGAUCAGAUUUGCAGAACAGAAGGUGCCAAGAAGGCCCAGCAAACACCAGGACAGUGCAAAGUCCUUCCCACAGCAMCUCUCACGGCUCAGCACGAGGGUGACCAGAGGGGAGCUGUGUCCAAAAGCGAUUCCAAAGCCCCCAGUGAAGGAGGUCAGAGCAGUAGCAGUGAGUGGARCAAAGACUCUCGUGGUUUAUCAAGGAGACCAUCCCAGGAAUCACCAGAGAACACAGAAUCAAGCUCUGCCAAGAGAAGAAAGAUCUUUCCCUGACUACUAUCAGCUCAUUACCGAAAAUCUAUUCCCAGAUUUCUGUCUAGCAAGGACUGUAUUUUAAAUUAUUUAGCACAACUGGAACUCCCUUAUAUUGAUAUCACUAUUAUGAGCAGAUCUCUUCCCCAUCCUGUCCCUAAUUGUGAAGGGACUUACUACCUGACAGAUGGUACCUUGGAGGUUUUGAAAAGAGAAGUUGGGUAGCUGCAUUGCUUGGAAGAGCAGAGGGUUUAGUCAUCUAGGAAGCUGAGGUUGUAAAUGUUUAACGAUGUAUAUUUGUACAGUAUACAGAAUUAUUUUAAGAUAUUUAGCAAAUACAUUGCUUCUUGUUUCCUUGUGUAAAUGCUGAUUUCUUAGAGAUGUAAUUUUUUAUGAAGAACCAGAGUAAAGCAAAACCAAAACCCAACAAACCAACCCCAAAAUCCAAAAGGCAGACUUYCUUCCCCUUUGCACUAAUAUGUCUAAUUUAUUUCAUAGCAAAAUUGAAUGUUGAAAAUGUGGUAGCAGUGGUUCUUCCUCAUGYUCCACUGCUGCCUCAGGGAGGAGUGAGGCAGAUGUACAUUAGUUGAAUUGUGAGAAUUCUACUUAUUUUGUAUAUUUUAUUGCCUGUUUUUAUAGGAACAGAAAAGUUUUUGUUUAUACAAAUGUGCCUUGAGUUUUGCUCUUGCUGCUGCCCCCAUCAGUUGGAAUCCCUUUCUUGUUGCAGUGGCAACACAAUCUGCAGAUUAAAGCCURUGAGGUUUGUUUGGUCCUACUUGUGUCCUUGUGAGGAGGAAUCAACAGCACUGUGGAAUCUUGAGCCAUAAUCUAGUUAACAGUUAUUGCUAAUAUUGCUUGGGUUUCUUUGUAUGGAGCUUUUGGAGAUCUACAGGGAUAAAAGGGCAGGUAGGUUUUCCUACAUGGUACUACUGAAUUCUUUCACUGUGCUGAUGAAGAAUAUGCAGCCACUAAAAUAGGACAGCAAAAAAACAAAUUAUUUUUAAGAAAACCUUCCUCUUGUCAUAACAUUUCACAAUAAAAGUGGAAUUGUUUCUACUAAGAAUUCCUUUGGGUCAUUGUGGAGCAUCACUAUUUGUUUUCUGGAGCUUGUGUGUGUCUCAUGGAGGUGAGGACCAGCAUUUCACACGCACUGAGUUCUGUUUGGAGAUCAGUGCAGAUCUCAGGGAAGGGAGGAGCUGCAGUGUYGGUACCAGCUGGGUGUGCUGGGAGUGGGUCAGGUUGUGCCAUGUUCAGGUGUG
Molecule: messenger RNA, 9821 nt
Organism: Malurus melanocephalus (red-backed fairy wren)
Lineage: Eukaryota; Metazoa; Chordata; Aves; Passeriformes; Maluridae
Gene: SETX
Product: senataxin
Exons: 27
Coding region: 283-8583 (2766 amino acids)
Biological process (GO): termination of RNA polymerase II transcription
Cellular component (GO): nuclear body
Molecular function (GO): transcription termination site sequence-specific DNA binding; helicase activity
Source: RefSeq, a predicted model, not a curated record